AUGGACGACUCUUGUACUCCCCCUGACCAGGCGGCUUCUGGUACCGGCAGUGAUGCCGCCGGUGUUUCUCCCCAGGCUUCCCAACCUUCCACAGCUUCAGCUGGGAACAGCAAUACCGAUCCCAAUCUCAAUGGCCCAUUGACGCUCCGACCUGGUCACGAGCUGCCUUUCGUUGCGCCAUCAUCCUACCUUCGUCCCAAACCAAGCAGUCGCACAAUGCCAGAUAAGACGUCAAAUCCCCUGGACAAGGACCAGAUGCAGGGUCUGAGAGGUAUUCGCGAGUUCCUCAAGGUCCGCACCAGCUACGAUGUCUUGCCGCUUUCCUUCCGCCUAGUCAUACUCGACAACGAUCUCCUUAUCAGGAAAAGCCUCAAUAUUCUGAUCCAGAACGGCAUUGUCUCGGCGCCGCUCUGGGACUCGCGCAACGGAACCUUUGCUGGCUUGCUUACUAGCACCGACUACAUCAAUGUCAUCCAAUAUUACUGCCAGUUCCCCCACGAAAUCGAUCAAGUCGACCAAUUUCGGCUGAGUAGCCUUCGAGAUAUCGAAAGGGCCAUUGGUGUUCUGCCGCUCGAGACCGUAUCCGUCCAUCCCAUGCGCCCAUUGUACGAAGCCUGUCGACGAAUGCUUAAAACGCGAGCUCGGAGAAUUCCCUUGAUCGACACGGACGACGAGACAGGCCGAGAGACUGUUGUCAGUGUUAUCACACAAUACCGCAUCCUAAAGUUCAUCGCUGUCAACAACGAGCAGCACACGAUGUUGCUAAAGAAGCCCGUGAGGGAGAUUGGCUUGGGAACCUACACCGACCUUGCUACGGCGAACAUGAACAGCUCCGUUCUGGAUGUCAUUCACCUCAUGGUCAAGUACAACAUCUCGGCUGUGCCAAUUGUCGACAAGGACAACCGAGUUAUGAAUCUAUUUGAAGCCGUCGACGUCAUCCCUUGUAUCAAGGGGGGUGCGUACGACGAGCUGACAGCGACUGUUGGCGACGCCUUGUCUCAGAGAGCUGAAGAUUUCGGGGGGAUUUACACGUGCAGCGAAGAGGAUCGCCUGGACUCGAUAUUCGAAACCAUCCGAAAGUCUCGAGUACAUAGGUUAAUUGUUGUUGACGAUGACAGCCGCCUCAAGGGAAUCAUCUCUCUCUCGGAUAUCCUCAAAUACGUAUUGCUCUACGGCGAGGAAGAGGAUGACCUACAGGAGUAUUAAAUGGGAACACGAAGAUGGGGCGGCACUUGUCUUGGCCUUAGGUUGGCUAUAGGAUGGUAUGGUUUUGUUUUGCAUUGCAUGGCGCUUUUGUUUUUGGAGGGUAUGUCGAAUUAGUGGAACACUAGGGUCGUAUAUUCUUACAUCCUCGAUGGGCGACAUAGAUGGAAUCUUCUCUUAUCCUGGAACACGGCAAGAGGAGGUGCUGUUAUGGCUGAACAAUGGCUUACUAGUGGUCCUGCUC
Molecule: messenger RNA, 1447 nt
Organism: Neurospora tetrasperma FGSC 2508
Lineage: Eukaryota; Fungi; Ascomycota; Sordariomycetes; Sordariales; Sordariaceae
Exons: 4
Coding region: 1-1206 (401 amino acids)
Source: RefSeq, a predicted model, not a curated record